This is a messenger RNA of Orbicella faveolata, 786 nucleotides long. RefSeq names its product protein FAM32A-like. Lineage: Eukaryota; Metazoa; Cnidaria; Anthozoa; Scleractinia; Merulinidae. The record is from RefSeq and is a predicted model, not a curated record. Gene Ontology annotation, cellular component: nucleolus.
AUGGCAUGCUUUUCAAUUUUUUUAAGGAAAAAGAAGAAAAACAAGGCAAAGAAAGUGCUUGAAGAUGUCUCUCACAGUGUAUCCAAGGGCAGAAGUGAGGAAGGCCAGAAGCAGGUUGAGGCAGAGGACACACGGACACCAGCUCAAAUUGCUUAUGAUAAAAUUCAAGAGAAACGGGCAGCAGAGAGGAUUUUAAAGAAGGCAGAAAAAACCCACAAACAGAGAGUUGAGAAAUUCAAUGAAUACCUUGAUGAACUCACAGAACAUUAUGACAUACCCAAAGUCAGCUGGACAAAGUGAUUGUCACCUAUCCCUUGCACCUUUAUACAGUCUUACUGUCUGGAGCAUCUUGUUUUAACAUGACAUAAUGUUUGUUACAUGUAUAUAAAGAUUGUAUUUUGUGGUUUCGUGGCAUGAAACCAAUCGAAAAAAUGUAAAAAAUGUACUAUAUAUUUUGUUUUUACUUUGUUUUAUUUGGUAACUAGUAACUACACUGUACUUCCUUUAAUUUGCCUUUUUUACAAUGGUUAACUGCAUACAGUUAGAUUACUCAUAAGGCAUUGAAACCAAAGAAAGAUUCCACCAGUAAAUCUUUUCCUGGACAAAACAAGUGAGCAAAGCAGGGAGGAGUCUGAUGUGGAAGGUUCACCACUCACUUGUGUGCUCCCAAACUUAAGCCUGCUCGCAGGCUAGGUGGAGGGUGCAAAAUUCAAAUGUGGUACAAUUUGCAAAAUGUACAUAAAUAACAAAAAUAUUGAAAAUUAAUUAAUAAAUCUUGUAACAGAU